This is a messenger RNA of Parnassius apollo (apollo), 1971 nucleotides long. NCBI's taxonomy places the organism in Eukaryota, Metazoa, Arthropoda, Insecta, Lepidoptera, Papilionidae. The record is from the annotation of a GenBank genome assembly.
AUGAUCCAUGUGGACGAAACAGAUCCAGUAGGCGAGAUAGAGCCGCCCUUUUCCUACCGAGAUGUGACUAUCAAACGGAAUACGGACGUCAACGAGUUCUUCGAGAUGCUAUCGGAAAUCGGACGUGGCAAAUUCGGGACAGUUUACCUCUGCCGGGAGAAGAGCACAGGUCUCGAGCUAGCGGCGAAGCUGGUGUCAGUCAACAGACGUGACGAAAGGCGCAAUGUGGAGCGAGAAGUGGACGUGAUGCGACGGCUAAGGCAUCCGCGGCUCAUUCAGCUGUACGACGCCUAUGAAUGGGGGAAAUACAUGUGCGUCGUUCUCGAGCUCAUAACUGGUGGCGAGCUGUUUGAACGAGUGAUCGACGAGGAUUUCGUGCUAACGGAGCGCGCUUGCACCGUAUUCAUGCGGCAGAUAUGCGAAGGAAUCGAGUUCGUACACAGGCAGAACAUAUUGCAUCUUGACAUGAAGCCAGAAAACAUCUUAUGUCUUACAAAAUCGGGUAACAGAAUAAAAAUCAUCGAUUUUGGAUUAGCACGGUUCUACGACCCUGAGAAGAAACUACAAGUGCUAUUUGGAACACCCGAGUUCGUGGCGCCCGAAGUGGUUAACUUCGACCAGAUCGGGUACGGGACCGACAUGUGGUCAAUAGGCGUAAUAUGUUACGUGCUUUUGUCAGGACUGUCACCUUUCAUGGGCGAGACGGAUAUAGAAACCAUGGCGAACGUAACAGUUGCAAAAUACGAUUUUGAUGAUGAAGCCUUUAACGAAAUAUCUGAUGACGCCAAGGACUUCAUUCAGAAACUGCUUGUGAAGGACAAAGAGUCAAGACCGAGCGCCACGGAGUGCUUGCGCCACCGUUGGCUCGUCAAACGGACUCAAGUGAAGAGAGACAAACCCAGACCCCAACUGUCGCCGAAACAAGAACUCGACGUGGCAAAAGACAACCUACGCCUUUUCGUCGAGCGAUGGAGUGAACAUCCGAAUUCUCCAUACGUUUUCGACAAUCAGGCGCAUGAGAUCAUAUAUUUAUUUAAUGGAAAUUACGAAAGAUCAUCUAUGGGUGGCUGUUCACCGUCCCCCAGAAGUUCACUUAGCAGUUCACCAGAUAUAAUCUUUGAUGAGGACGAUCUCGAACCACCUCCUCUAAGAGAUCCAACGCCAUUAUCACAAAGAUAUAACCCCGUGGAAAGAAGAGCAUCAGACAGCAGCUGUUUCUUACACAAAAAGCAGGACGUACUCGUCAGAAAAAAUUUAGCUGAAGAAAUCAAGAAACUUUCAGAUCAUCUUUUCAUGUUGUCCACAAUGAGUACGGAUCUAGUAAACAAUAAUUGCUUCAAAGAAUUCGAUAAGAACAUUACAGAUACAAAAAACAUGUCGAAGGAGGAAAAGAAACUUCGGAAUGGAUUUAAAACCGAAUCAAGAACACCGAUCACUAAAACCACGAUAAAUGGGGACGCGACGAACGCAGAAAGAAAAGUUUUCACUUCAAAAUCAACAAAUAAAAUAAGUUCAGCAUUCCUCACAGAGAAGGAGCAGGAGAAACCGAUGACUAGCAAAAUGCCCUGGGCUAAAUCGCCCAGGUCAAAAAGACUAACGAAUAUGAGCCGAGAUGUACCAGACCAACCAAAAGACCGACACAGCACGUUCUUCGAAGAGUUUGACAAAAGACGGGAGAUGAUUGGAAAAUUAGUUAACGGCUCUGCAAUCGAAAGACAAGUUCCUUAUAAAAGAGGAGACGAAAAUAACGCUCACAGGACGAAAGACCGUCUAUUGCAUCUUCUUGGAAAAUGGGCGGAUACAGAAGUUGAAGGAGAAAGAACUGCAGGCGGCACUUCAAAUUGUGGAAGGCAUCAAUCGAUAUCACUGGAAUGGUCACCAUCAAAUCAACUAGCCCAAAAUUCAAUGUCAAGUCUUCACGCUUUCUUUCAAAGACAAACAUCUGAUGAGAAGAAGCAAAGGAAGAAAUGA